AUUCUUCACAAAAAAAAAACAGUUUUCGUAGACUAACUAAAUUCAUACAUUGAGGAGAAGAGUUAAAAAUAUUGAUCUGUCUCUACCUUUAUUUGGCGUAGAGAUUGGAAUGGGCACAAUUAUGCAAACUGUUUCAAGCCUUUCUUGGAGGAAUUGCCCUCCAUCUCAAGAAAAACUUCACUCCAAAACUCAAAAUGUUGAAUUUGGAGGUGUGAUUAAUCGAAGGGAAGCUAUAGCAUCUGGGAUUGCUCUACUUUCAUCUGCAGCAGCGUUUGGAUUUCCUGGAGAUGGAUUAGCAGUUGUUAAACAGGGUCUUCUGGCUGGGAGAAUCCCUGGCCUCUCCGAACCUGAUGAACAAGGUUGGAGAACUUACCAAAGACCAGAGGAUAAGUCUGGCGGCCAUGGCGUCGGCUGGAGUCCCAUUAUACCGUAUAAAUUCUCCGUGCCUGCGCCUGCCGAAUGGAAUGAGGUUCCUGUGUCGAUUGCUGAUUUAGGAGGAACGGAGAUUGACCUGAGGUUCGCCAGCCCCAAAGAGGGACGCCUUUUUGUCAUUGUCGCGCCUGUCCUGAGAUUUGCAGAUGAUCUUGGUGAUAACGCCACAAUAGAUCGAAUAGGAACGCCAGAGAAGGUCAUAAGUGCAUUCGGGCCAGAGGUGAUCGGUGAGAAUGUCGAAGGAAAGGUUUUGAGCUCUCAAGUUGCAGAACACGAGGGAAGAACGUAUUACCAGUUCGAGUUGGAGCCACCUCAUGUUAUAAUCACAGCAACGGCAGCAGGAAACCGCCUCUAUCUGUUCAACGUGACAGGAAAUGGACUCCAAUGGAAGAAACAUUACAAGGACUUGAAGAGGAUAGCCGACUCAUUUAGGGUCGUCUAAUGCAGAAACUCAUGUAAUCGACACAAACCUCCAACAUCUAUUAUUCAAGAAAGCCUAAUGAAUACUUGAGAAUUGCUUUUGUGAGUAUGUUUUCUAGCAUUGGAAUUCUUGAUGUUGAAUGAUAAAACAGAGAUUCUUGA
Molecule: messenger RNA, 1014 nt
Organism: Salvia hispanica
Lineage: Eukaryota; Viridiplantae; Streptophyta; Magnoliopsida; Lamiales; Lamiaceae
Product: thylakoid lumenal protein (Mog1/PsbP/DUF1795-like photosystem II reaction center PsbP family protein)
Biological process (GO): photosynthesis
Cellular component (GO): extrinsic component of membrane; photosystem II oxygen evolving complex; photosystem II
Molecular function (GO): calcium ion binding
Source: RefSeq, a predicted model, not a curated record